GAAAAGUGUGUAAAGUUGGCUGUUAGUACGUUACCUUCCCAAAGCUACCGAAGUUUGCAUUUAUUUCCAAUCUUUUCUGUUAUUCAAUUCGUCAUCUUCCCAACUGUACUUUCUCAACCUCCUCUAAACUAACCCCUUAGCUCCUUCAAACCUCAUUCUUUCUGUCAAAAGUUCCAGUUCUUUUUUUCUGGUAAGCUCCCACUUUUUGUCUUUUAACCUUAUGCUUUCUGUCAAAAGGUUUCAAUUUUUUCUGUUAAGUUCUUGCUUUCUGUCAAAAGAUUGCAUUUUUCUCUUUUAAUCUCCUGCUUUCUGUCCAAACUUAUCUUUUUUCUUUUCAUUUUGGGGGUUAAGUUCUUGCUUUCUGUAAAAAGACUUCAUUUUUAUCUGUCAAGUUCCAGACUGCUUUCCGUUCAAAGAUUUCAUUUUUUCUGUUAAUUUCUUGGUUUUUGUUCAAAGAUUUCAUUUUUGUUCUUCUAAAGGUUCAAUUUCAAUUCAUGGGUUGCUCUGCUUCUCGUUCCUAUGACUUUGUCACAACAGAUCCACAAAACCCAUGGAAUUGUUCAUCUUCUUCACAUUCACAACAGUCUCCAUAUUCCUACUCAGAUUCAUCUUCAACUCCAGUUUCAAGAACACUCUCUCUCCCCACUCCUUUGGUUCACCAUCCUGCUAUGUGCAAAGGUGACACCAAUCAUUUGGUUUCACUUACUUCUACCACCUAUGGUUCACUUGUCUUAAUUGAUACCCCAAUUCCAAACCCUAACCCUAACCCUAAUUUCCAUGGUGGGAAUUUCAAGAACCCUACUACCCAGAUGAUAAAAUCCCUAAAUGGGACUGACCCACAAGACCCUUUAUCCCCUGAUUCAGUAAUCAACACUUGGGAGCUCAUGGAAGGACUUGAUGACUUUGAUUUCCAUAUUGUGCAGUCCAAGAUUGAGUCCCCUAGAAAGCUCAAAACCAACAAUCUUGAUAUCCAAAAUGAAUUAGAUACAAAUGAGUUGGAAAAAUCCUAUGAGUUUGUUGAGCACUCGGAUUCGAAGCCAUUAUGGAAGCAUUUGUCUGAGGAACAAUUGCUUGCUAAAAUGGACCCUAAUGUAGCUUCAAGUUAUAGACAAGCACUGUCUUCCAAAAGAUUUGGGUAUAAAGAGUCAGAAGAUUGUCCAAAGCCCAAUAUUGUUAGUUCGGUAGAGUUAGAGUCGAGUAAUGCAAGUUUAUUGAGCUCAUUGUUGCCCGAUAAUGAUGUCCGCUUAAAGGGCACAGAGGACAAGAUUGUUCUGUAUUUUACUAGUUUAAGAGGAAUAAGGAAGACUUACGAAGAAUGCUGCACUGUGCGAAUGAUCUUUAGAGGGUUUCGGGUAUGUGUAGACGAGAGGGAUGUAUCUAUGGAUGCAUCAUAUAGAAAAGAGUUGCAAAGUGUUUUGGAAGGAAAAACAGUUAGUUUGCCUCAGGUGUUCAUUGGAGGGAAGUACAUUGGCGGUGCGGAAGAGAUUAAGCAACUUCAUGAGGCCGGAGAACUCGCUAAUCUUGUGGAAGGGUUUGCAGUUAAGCAUUCUGGUUUUGUUUGUGAAAGCUGUGGCGAUGCAAGGUUUGUACCCUGCCCAAAUUGCAGUGGGAGUCGAAAAGUAUUUGAAGAGGAGGAAGGGAAAUUGAGGAGGUGCCUGAAUUGUAAUGAAAAUGGAUUGAUUCGAUGCCCUGGCUGUUGCCCGUGAAAAUUGAUCUCCAUUGGUCAUGUACAUGAUUCACUAUUUUAAUUGGAGAUUUAUGAAUUAUGUUAUUACUUAUGUAUUGAUGUUGAAUUCUGUAGUGUCUUCUUGUAGACCUAUUUCAAGUGUCCAUAUUCUCUAGUUCUUCAAGAUUCUUGUUCACUCUCUUUUUGAACAACUCAGAAGCAAUAAAAUCCCAGGAGCACAUAAUCUUUAUUUGUUUGCCCUGACAAAUAUGUGAUUUUGAAGUGUUCCUCUUUCUUCACCUCAAUGGAACUGUUGUUUCUUCUAUUCUGAAUGGAAGUAUUCCUGGGACUCUUUGAGAUUUUUA
Nicotiana attenuata is the source of this 2031-nucleotide messenger RNA. RefSeq lists its product as uncharacterized. Bases 495 to 1706 code for a protein of 403 amino acids. The record is from RefSeq and is a predicted model, not a curated record. The transcript has a single exon. NCBI's taxonomy places the organism in Eukaryota, Viridiplantae, Streptophyta, Magnoliopsida, Solanales, Solanaceae.